GGUGUAUGCUUUUUAGUAUUGAUGGAUGAUAACAAAUGAGGAAAAAAAAUAUAUUUCUAGAUAAAAUCCAGUAAAAGAGGCUCCACAAACAAUAAUGCAAUGCAACAAUUACACAAUUACACAUGAACACCAUUCUUUGAUGUAAAACAUUAAAUCAAAGGAAAAACCUAAUUAACUUUUAAAUUCUUUUUUCGGUCAUUUUUAAACAUUAAAUCAUUAAGCAUAAAGUUUCUCAAAGUGAAAGGGAAAGGAAGUCAUUCCUUUUCCCCUUUUUUUUUUUUAGUAUUAAUAAAUUAAUGUCAUCUUUGAAGACUAAUAAUCAUAUUAAAAAGAUGAAUUCCUUUGUACCAAAAUUAUAAAUUAUUUUUCAUGGUACUUAAUUAACCUAACUGUAAACUUAAAUAAAGAAAAUUAACCUAAUACUAAUUUUAAAAAAAUCACUAAAAGAUUACAAAUAUAGAAACGCAUAAGCCAAUACAUUGCAAACAUGUCAACGCCUACUAAAAAAAACAUGAAUUCUAAUUUCUAUUCAGAAAAUGAAUAAUCCUACCCAUCAAAACUCCAAAAUCCAACCCUAAUCUAUGAGUUUAAAAGCCCUCAAGCUCAACCUCAAAAUGGUAUGGCCAAUCCACAAUAAUGGCAGUUCAAUCAUAAAAUCCUACCCUAAUUAUAUAUAAGGCAAUUGAUAACAUAAUGAUAUAACAAAUCCAAAAUAAUGGCAAUUCAAUCAUAGAAUUCAAUCCUAAUUAUAACGCAAUUGAUAACAUAAUGAGUCAAAGAUUUUUUAAGAUAAAGGUUCAUAUAUUUGUUUUCAUUUUGGUUUUUUCUUCCACCACCAUCAUCAUAAUAGCAUCAAAAUUUAAACCCUUGAAUGUCCGGUGAAGGUAAUGCAUCUAGGGGGUCUUAGGCACAAAAUUUAUAUACCAAACUCCAAGCUUUGACAUGUGACAUGUGAAAUGGAAUCACAAAUCUUUAAUCAUUCCCAUUCUUUUAACAGAGAGUAAGUAAGAAAUAAACUUGUGGACUGAAAACUUUCAUUAGGCUAAAAACAAAGACGCAAUAGAGGGUGAAUAAAGUAAUUACAGAACAUAAGAAACUACAAAAAACAUGUAAAGCCAAGGUGACCAAAAUAUUCGCUCAAAAAACAAGCCACUUAAAUUUUAAGGUUUUUUAAGAAGUUUCUCUAAAUUUAGGCACCCUUCGUUGUCUCUCUCAUUCUCUAUGAGGAAGAGAGAGAAGGAGGUAUUACCGCCACCACAUGAUGGCCCCAUAAUUCGCCUUAUAAAGGUGAAUUUGUUAUGCAUAUAAACACCACUGUAUUUGUCUAUUGUCAGAGGGAGAGAGGCCGCACUAAGAGUUGGCACCAAUGGCCCCUCUCCUCUCUUUUUUUGUGUUCUCUCUUUUGCUUAUUGUUGUUUUCGUGCAAGCCGAUGAACAUCAAUCCACUCCAUUUACUUAUAUGGGCCCGCAAGGACCUGAAAAUUGGGGAAGUCUGUGUCCAAGUUAUGCAGCUUGCUCCAAUGGAAAAUCGCAGUCGCCAAUAGACAUUGUGACGAACCUCACUGCGACUAGCAAUUAUCAUCAGACACUAGUCAAAAGAUAUACCGCUGCUAAUGCUACACUCAUCAACAAUGGAUUUAACAUUGGGGUGCGUUUUGAGAAUGGUUCAGGUGGAAUGGCUGUCAUAAAUGGUAAAAGCUACACCCUCCAACAAAUGCAUUGGCAUUCUCCAUCGGAGCACCGCCUCAACGGCCAGCAAUUUGCAGCCGAACUUCAUCUACUCCAUCAAGCAGACGACGGCAGCCUCUCAGUCAUAGGAAUCCUCCUCCAAUACGGCGAUCCCGAUCCCCUGCUCAAUCAGGUACAAGACAAAUUGGCGGCGUUAGCGAAUGGAACCGGCACCAACGAAGAGGUUUACGUUGCACUCGGAGACCUAGAACCAAAGCUCGUGAGGAAGAACAAAUAUUACAGAUACACCGGCUCUCUCACCACUCCUCCCUGCACCGAGAACGUCAUGUGGAGCAUUCUCGGCACGGCAAAGACGAUUUCGAAGGAGCAGAUAGAAGCACUAAAGUUGCCAUUGGCUCCGGUCUACAAGAACAACGUCCGGCCAGUUCAGCCGCUUAACGACCGGAAGAUUGAGAUUUUCGAGGAGUAGUCAAAUCGCUCUCUCUCUCCCCCUCUCACUAUUGGCGCCAUCUUUUGCCGCUCAAUUAACAAUCGAUUUAAGCAAAGGAGAAUUGUUCGGCUUGCGAA
Cucurbita maxima (winter squash) is the source of this 2256-nucleotide messenger RNA. Its product is annotated as alpha carbonic anhydrase 1, chloroplastic-like. NCBI's taxonomy places the organism in Eukaryota, Viridiplantae, Streptophyta, Magnoliopsida, Cucurbitales, Cucurbitaceae. The transcript has 6 exons. The record is from RefSeq and is a predicted model, not a curated record. Bases 1367 to 2158 code for a protein of 263 amino acids. Gene Ontology annotation, molecular function: zinc ion binding; carbonate dehydratase activity.